This is a messenger RNA of Aspergillus heteromorphus CBS 117.55, 1110 nucleotides long. RefSeq lists its product as uncharacterized. The record is from RefSeq and is a predicted model, not a curated record. The transcript has a single exon. Lineage: Eukaryota; Fungi; Ascomycota; Eurotiomycetes; Eurotiales; Aspergillaceae. The coding region runs from base 232 to 819 and encodes 195 amino acids.
CCGAACCGUCCGACUCGUUUGGAGCUGGCCUAAUCAUCUCGUUUUCCCCCCUGGGACUACCUUCGAUCUUUUUUAUCAUCUUCAGCCUCCUAGGCAUAUCCCUGAUCCCCUUUGCAUCGCCAGUACUACCUUCUGCCCGGAGUAGUAGCCCUCUCUCGUUUCAAUAUAGACCUAUCCUAUUCUUCCUCCUCCCCCCCCUCCCCCCCGGCCGCCAAAAGACAAAGUACAAUCAUGUUGACCUCCUCGUCAACCGACUCCUCUCGCUCCUCCUACUCCGGCAGCCCCGUCUCCCAACAUCCUCCUCACCACAAUGUCUGGUUUCCUCCUGCUCCCCGUCGCCGUGCUGCCCACUACAAGAUUCCCCGUUACUACUCGACGCCCGUGAAGGAGGACCUGCCGGAUUCGACCCCUCUCCAGAUGUACGGCCUGGAACAGCGCGAGCCCUCAAUCGCCGAGCGACCCAAGCUCCUGCGUCGCUUCUCCCACGCUCUCGACGACAUCAAGGAAGACUUCGCCCUACAACCCAGCAGUGAGAAGAUCCGGAGCAAGCGCCGUCAGUCCAUCUUCGGGAUCGACGAGAUUCCGGGAUCAAGCGCCUCACUCUACUCGCCUGGCAUGGACAUCCCCGUGUCGGCGGAACCGCAGCCCCCGAGGUCGCGGCCGGUCUCUAUAUUCUCCAGCGAAGCCUGGGCGCCUCCCACCAAAAAGCUCAGCCGUCGCAUGUCCAUCUUCAGUUCCAGGCGGCAGAAGAAGUUCAGCCCGGGGCAGGCCGGCAGCAUAUCCCAGCCGAAUUUGAUCGGGGCGUCCACCCAAAUCUAAUACCAUCUACCCUCAAUAUUGCAUCAUCGCCAUCUACCACCCUAAUGGAUCGAUCAUCACGGGACCCUAAUCCAGAUAGAAAGAAGCCUACCGCUGUUUGUUUGUCUGACUCAAUUCGCGCGUUCUUCCUCACCUGCGAAAUUCUCAUCCAGCCCUCAUCAUCAUUAUCAUCAUCAUCACCACCACCACCACCACUAAACCGACCAAUCCCUACCCAAGCACCCCACGAACCCUCAAUGCAUCAUCGGAGUUCAGCAAGGCAAGGCGAGAGAAUCAUUCGAUCCUUCAUCC